Messenger RNA from Caenorhabditis remanei, 435 nucleotides. RefSeq lists its product as uncharacterized. NCBI's taxonomy places the organism in Eukaryota, Metazoa, Nematoda, Chromadorea, Rhabditida, Rhabditidae. The transcript has a single exon. The record is from RefSeq and is a predicted model, not a curated record. Bases 1 to 435 code for a protein of 144 amino acids.
AUGGAUCCAGAACAACAGGACACGCCCAUCCAACAACGUCUCCAUCUCAUCGCCAGUGAUCCUCACAACGACUAUCCGUAUCAUGAGCUCUCUCACAAUCCAUUCGAAUUCUCUCCCUCCGAUCUCUUCGACUCAAUAGGCUCCGCCCACUUCAGGCCACGCCCCUUUGAGGAGUUGGCUCCGUCGGCCGACUGUCUAAAUGCAGAGCUCCGUUCUAUGUCCCAACGGAUGCGUGUUGUUCAGAGACAUCGACGUGUCCGAGAUGGACCGCCCACCGAUGACGAAGCCCCGCCCACUACACUCCAACGUCUUCUCGAGUUGGCUCAACCAUCGGACUCCGUCAAUGAGCAUCCACCAGACGAACAAGCUCCGCCCCCACCGGCUCAAAUAAGCUCCGCCCCCUCCGGCUCCGCGGCAACACCUCAAUCAACUUAA